Messenger RNA from Ochotona princeps (American pika), 603 nucleotides. RefSeq names its product ubiquitin conjugating enzyme E2 G2 (gene UBE2G2). Bases 92 to 589 code for a protein of 165 amino acids. The record is from RefSeq and is a predicted model, not a curated record. Lineage: Eukaryota; Metazoa; Chordata; Mammalia; Lagomorpha; Ochotonidae. The transcript is spliced from 6 exons. Gene Ontology annotation, cellular component: endoplasmic reticulum; cytosol.
GUCCCGCCUCGCUCCGGAAGGGCUUCGCUGUCCGUGGCGGCGACCCGGAAGGCGCGUGCCGUGUCGCUGUGGAGGCAGCGGUGGCCGGGCCAUGGCGGGGACGGCGCUCAAGCGGCUCAUGGCCGAGUACAAGCAAUUAACCCUGAAUCCUCCAGAAGGAAUUGUGGCAGGCCCCAUGAAUGAAGAGAACUUCUUUGAAUGGGAGGCGUUGAUCAUGGGCCCAGAGGACACCUGCUUUGAAUUUGGGGUUUUUCCUGCCAUCCUGAGUUUCCCUCUCGAUUACCCGUUAAGCCCCCCGAAGAUGAGAUUCACCUGUGAGAUGUUUCACCCCAACAUCUACCCUGACGGAAGAGUGUGCAUUUCCAUCCUGCACGCACCGGGAGAUGACCCCAUGGGCUAUGAGAGCAGCGCCGAGCGCUGGAGCCCGGUGCAGAGCGUGGAGAAGAUCCUGCUGUCCGUGGUGAGCAUGUUGGCAGAGCCCAAUGACGAGAGUGGAGCCAAUGUGGAUGCUUCCAAGAUGUGGCGUGAUGACCGGGAGCAGUUCUACAAGAUCGCCAGGCAGAUCGUGCGCAAGUCCCUGGGGUUGUGAGGCGCCGUGUGCAC